GAAAUAUUCCUGCAGAAUCCGGAUGUUCGAUGGGAUGAUAUUAUCGGGUUGAGUUCGGCCAAACGACUGGUCAAAGAAGCUGUGGUCUAUCCGAUUAAAUAUCCUCAAUUGUUUGCCGGAAUUCUAUCACCAUGGAAAGGCCUGUUGUUGUACGGUCCACCGGGCACGGGCAAAACCCUGUUGGCCAAAGCUGUGGCCACCGAGUGCAAUACGACAUUCUUCAAUAUUUCCGCCUCCACGAUUGUGAGCAAAUGGCGUGGUGAUUCAGAGAAACUAGUCCGA
Echinostoma caproni is the source of this 282-nucleotide messenger RNA. The record is from the annotation of a GenBank genome assembly. Lineage: Eukaryota; Metazoa; Platyhelminthes; Trematoda; Plagiorchiida; Echinostomatidae.